Messenger RNA from Penicillium hordei, 216 nucleotides. RefSeq lists its product as uncharacterized. NCBI's taxonomy places the organism in Eukaryota, Fungi, Ascomycota, Eurotiomycetes, Eurotiales, Aspergillaceae. The transcript is spliced from 2 exons. Bases 1 to 216 code for a protein of 71 amino acids. The record is from RefSeq and is a predicted model, not a curated record.
AUGUAUAAGGCACCAGCCGAGGUGCUACCGUUUGAACUUUGCUACAUUAUUGGAGCAAGAUGUUCACUGACCAAGGUGUCAACAAUCUUCACUGAGGGCAAUGGUAGAGCAGCUGGUUGGCUAGCAUGGUAUCGUCUCCUCGGGGAUGGUGGGCUGUUUUACGACCCUAUGGCCCUGCGCAAUUGGAGGGAAGUCGGAGCUCGUCGGGGUCCGUGA